AUGGCGGAGUUUUUCAUAUCGCAGACAGAUUUGUUUCUCUUGAAACACUGGCAAGAAGACUCGCCGCUAUCCAUUGAUGCCCAACGAGAACAGAUCUUCGCUAAAUGGGUGGCCCUCGGAGUCCGUGAUCGCGAGCCAUAUCAGCAACAGCAUUCGAGACUCAGGGAUCUUCCGACACAUAGUAAAGAGCUACUAAACCGUAUUCGCCUACCGGCUGAGCGCAGACCGGCCACUGAUCUUGAACCUUAUUGGCUUCGCACCUGUUAUGAGCCUGAAUCUGAGGAAGCUUGGACUAAGAUUGAAAAUGAACUUGAAUUGUUCUUCGGUACCCCACCCCCGAUUUAUAAUGACCCGACCUUGUAUAACUUCGGCGACAACUGGGAGAAGAUUUUUCUUCAUACCCCACAAUUACUCUAUAAUACUUGCUUGGCCGAAAAACACGAAGAGUAUGUGGCUGAGGCCUUACAAGAGGGAAUUGAGGCAGAGAACUUCGAUGAAGAGCAAUAUGAUUCGGAGGACGCAAUGCCGUGGAUGACCUACUACUCAGAAUACCUCUGGCGGUUAGCUGCUGGGCGUAUCUAUAUCGCCGACGCAAAGACUCUGGCCUCCAAACGCCGCAACGCUGGGAAGAUCCUCGCGGUAUGUUACGACAAAUGUGGUCGAGGAAUCGGUUGUUAUCGCCAGAACCUCGACAAGGCAGUUGUAGAGUCUGGCUGUUUCCGUUAUCUCCUCAAAGACCAUGCAUGCAUGCUGGGAGAAUGCUGAGAUCUGUGAAUCCUACGAAGAGUGUGAACCCUUAGGACCCCCAUACGGCGAAAAGAAGGACGAAACCUCCGAGUAGCCAAUUUCCCAUUGAUAUACCCGCCCCAAUACAAUUUUGGUACUAUAUAGCUUCAAAGGAGUUAUAGCCAUAAACGAAACCUCACCCUUUCCCUCCCCUCUCUGUCAGGCCCCACGGAUGGUGCAGCCUGGGGCCUGCAAUUAUUGCCAUCAUACGCCAAGCCAGGAAGAAUUCCAGGUGACACUGGUGCCACUCAAGUCGCAUGUGCAAUCAACACCUUUGACCAGACGACCAGAGGACUUCCAAAUUUUGUGCCGCAAGGACAAUGGCUGCCAGUGACAUACAAAGACUAGGCAUGGAGGGAGAUACACUGGUGGACUGACAUCAAUCAAUCAAUAAUUUAAACGGUUUAUGUUCUGCCCGACAUUCAGUCACUGGUCCCCAAAAUUCUCUCAUUCGUGAACUCAA
Molecule: messenger RNA, 1249 nt
Organism: Penicillium brasilianum
Lineage: Eukaryota; Fungi; Ascomycota; Eurotiomycetes; Eurotiales; Aspergillaceae
Source: the annotation of a GenBank genome assembly